Heterostelium album PN500 is the source of this 1374-nucleotide messenger RNA. RefSeq names its product Gamma-glutamyltransferase. The transcript has 3 exons. The coding region runs from base 1 to 1374 and encodes 457 amino acids. The record is from RefSeq and is a predicted model, not a curated record. Lineage: Eukaryota; Evosea; Eumycetozoa; Acytosteliales; Acytosteliaceae.
AUGACAAAUUGUUAUGAAGUUCAAUUUUUUGUUUUUGCCUAUGUUUUAGAGGUGAAUGGUGAAGCUAAAUUAGCAGCGCUACCAGAGGAGAGUAGUGGAUGGUAUAAUAAGGAAAGAUUUGUGUCGAAGGAGUUUAUGGUGGUGUCUGCACAUCCUCUGGCGACAAAGGCAGGCUAUGAUAUUAUUAAUAUGGGUGGAAAUGCAAUAGAUGCUAUGAUUGCAGUACAAUUGGUUCUUAACUUGGUGGAGCCACAAUCAUCUGGAAUCGGUGGUGGUGCUUUCCUAUUGUAUUACGACAGUUACAGCCAGAGGUUGACUUCUUACGAUGGCAGAGAGACAGCUCCGAGGAGAGCAACAGAGACACUGUUUUACAACAAGACAACUAGCCAACCAAAGUCAUUUACUGAAGCGUUGGUUGGUGGUAGUUCCGUUGGUGUACCUGGAAUAUUGGAUCGUUUGCCUCAAGACAAGAGGAUUGAAAAUGAAUUACCAAACAACGUAUCGUUUGGUGCGUUCAAUGAUUUCCAACCGAGCGAAUAUCAACCUACGCCCAGGGCAAUGCAUCUGUUCGCCGAGGCAUGUAAACUAGCUUUUGCCGACCGGAAUAGAUAUCUUGCAGAGAUGGAUUUGAAUUGGGAUUUACUGCUGGAUUCCGAUUACCUGACGACAAGAGCAUCACUCAUCAAAGAUAUAUCGAUGGGACAAGCACCAGCGGGAUCAUUCUCAAGAGAUCAAUUGUUGGUAAACAAGUCGGAAUCGGGUGACCAACCUCCUCAUGAGUUUCCAUGUACCUCACAUAUUUCCAUUGUCGAUCGAGAUGGUAAUGCCAUAUCUCUAACUACUUCGAUUGAGCAUGAAUUUGGUUCGAGCAUAAUGGUCGAAGGAUUCCUAUUGAACAACCAAUUGACAGAUUUCAAUUUUAUAUAUUACGACGAUAACACUCAAUGUUCAUUCGCAAAUAAGGUUAGACCAAACAAACGACCUAGAUCAUCAAUGUCACCAACAUUAAUCUUUAAAAAAUACAAUGAUAAUAAUAAUAGAAGUCAGUUAGUAAUGUCAAUAGGUGCUGCAGGUGGACCUUUAAUUCCCAUGGUAUUAGGUAAAUCGAUCAUUGCUACAUUGAAUUGGGGAAUAUCAUUACAAGAUAGUUUCAAUAUGGUUAACUUUGGAUCGGAUAAUAGAUUUGGACUGUCAGCAGUUGAGAUUGGUCACCUUAACCAAACAUUCUUGACUCAACUCGAACAACAGUUUGGACAAAAGAUAUUUCAAUUUGGCUCACCAACAGGUAUGCAGGGUUUUACUUACGAUACCAAAUCAAAAACAUACAUUGGUGCAUCCGAUCCGAGAAAAGAAGGAUCAGCAAUGGGAGACUAA